AAAGAAUAAUGAAGCGGCAGCUACCUCCGAACGACCAGUUCAGUUUAUUUGGUUAUUCUUUGCGAUGCACACGCAUCUAUUUUUUCGACACGAUUGUUAUUGUAUUGUUAACGUCGCGGUGUUUUUUAUUUUCUAAUAUUACUUCUGUAUUAUUAUUCGUGGCGUGAAGACGAUACACUAUUCCUCCAGUUAGCCAUCGUUAAUAGUCUUCGUAAUUAAAAAUAAGGGAAUAGAAAAAUUAUCUGUAAAAUUUCCGGUAACUUCUAUUGCAGUUUUUGUACUAAUUACAUCCCCUAUCUGCGAGGAUUUUUACACAUUUGUCUCCAAAAUGGAAUCAGUACAGUUUUUGAUUUUGGUCUUGGCUACAGUCCUUAACAUUCCAUCCUCUAAUCAGAUAACGGUAACAUUUGGUACGAAUACGGGUCCUAUUUCGGUGCCAGCAACCCCGGUACCUCCAAUCGUAAACCGUAAUGCAAGAAAAGUCCCAGCACCGGUGUACGAAGUGGCCGAAGACGUCCCCAACCCGUACUCAUACAAACCCAUCAUACCAAGACAGUACAGGGCAAAACUAUUAUCAUUCUCGCCUAAUCCUAAUCUUAUCCUGGGAACUCCGCUAGACCAAAAAUAUACGUUCAACUACGACAAGUACAACCUCUAUGAGAAACAGCAAGCACUUGGACGGCAAUAUAGGGGACCACAUGUGUUUGACAAGCAGGAUUACGAGCUCUUAAGGAAAUCAAUUAAAACUGCUUACCAAAAGAAUUUGCCAGCUUAUAAUGGAAACAAUAAUUACGCCGAUGUAAUCCAUCAGAGGAAAACGGUUCCAGAAAUUGGAAUUGUAUAUUCCUCGGGUGUUAAAUACUACGUGCCUCAAAUAGUUUACAAAAGAGAAGACGAAGAGGAUUUAAAUUCUGUCUAUGACCAUGACGAUGUAAAAUACUACACAAAAGAUCGAAAGUGAAGUUAAUGAUUUUGUGUCGUGCCAGUUCUUUUUUAUUAUUAUUAUUAUUGUAAUUAAAUUUUUGUUAUUGAACGAAUCUGCCUCACCAGGAUACGAAAUGGACGAUAAAAAGUAUAUUUAGCAUUGAUCAGCAUGUCACGACAAUCCGAUUGCUAAAACGCAUGACUGAUUUUUCAGGUUUAAUGAUAAUUAUUACACUAACAAGAAAUAAUAAUUAUUAUUAAUUGUAAGUAUAUACAUAUAAUAUUGUUGUACUACUAUGUAGUUAGUCAUUGUAAACAAAUAUCUGAAAAUUGUAGGCCAACUACGUAGUGAAGUUGUCAUUUCUUCAAAUUGGAAAAAGUAUUUAUUAAAGGCUUAAUAUUUAAAAAGGUUAAAUUGUAAAUCUAGUUAUUAACCGGUUGGGAAAUACUGGUUAAAGGAUGUUGGUUAUCGGGGCGUAGUGGUUUACAACAUAAUUAUUAUUACAUAAGCCCCCAAACAAGAUAAAAAUAUAUCUCCUUUUUAAACAUCUUAAAUUUUGAAUUUGAGUAACACUUUCUCUCGAUCUUAAAGUGUAGUUAACUCACGGUAACGGUCACGCUAAAUAGAAAUAACUUACAAAUAUCUCCAUAAAAUUUACUAGCGCUUCACGCAUUCUUCGGACUUUUAAUAAAAGUUAUUUAAAGUAAAUUAUUUCUAUUUAAUGUUACCCUCCUAGUAAAAAAAAGUAAAUUU
Agrilus planipennis (emerald ash borer) is the source of this 1678-nucleotide messenger RNA. RefSeq lists its product as uncharacterized. Bases 329 to 961 code for a protein of 210 amino acids. NCBI's taxonomy places the organism in Eukaryota, Metazoa, Arthropoda, Insecta, Coleoptera, Buprestidae. The record is from RefSeq and is a predicted model, not a curated record. The transcript has 2 exons.